AUGGCGAUCGAUUUCUCCUGGCUUGUGUUUGCCCUGAUCUCGCCAUUUAUCUUCACCGUUUUCUGGACCUUUUCCGCCACCGGGUCCCCCUUCACAGCGUCCUUUCCGACCCUGUACAACAAGCGCAUAUGUCUCCUCAUUGCGCAUCCGGACGAUGAGGCCAUGUUCUUUUCGCCAACCGUGUUGGCCCUGACGCGACCAGAGCUUGGGAAUCAUGUCAAAAUUUUGUGUUUGAGCACUGGUGACGCAGAUGGCUUGGGCGAGAUUCGCAAAAAGGAAAUACAAAAAAGCGCAGUUCACCUGGGCCUCCGAAACGAAUCCGAUGUCUUCGUUAUCGACGAUCGCUCUCGAUUUCCGGACAGCAUGACGGCAGAAUGGUCAGUCCGCGACGUCUCGACCUUACUCGCAUCCGCCUUUGCACCCGAAAUAUCUGCGUCUUCUUCUUCCACCGCAGACGACGACGACGCGCCCAAGGCGACGAUCGAUGUCAUUGUCACCUUUGACGAGGGCGGAAUCAGCAAUCACCCAAACCACCGAUCUCUAUACCACGGCUCGAUCGCUUUUUUGAAAGCGCUGGUGAAGGGCAAACCGGGCUAUUCGUGUCCCGUCGCACUAUACACGUUGACCACUACCAACAUUGUGCGCAAAUACUCGGGCGUCUUUGACUCGCCACUGACGAUGGUGAUUGGCGUAGUCGCUAAUAUCGUUGACUCGUUGGCGUCUUCAUCGAAGACGACGAGUGCCAAGGAUGCGAGCUAUGCGAGUCGUCUGCUGUAUGUCAGCUCCUUUAAUCAAUGGGCCAAGGCUCGGACGGCCAUGACGGAUGGGCACAAGAGUCAGAUGCUUUGGUUCCGAUGGGGUUGGAUUACCAUUGGGCGGUAUAUGUUUGUGAAUGACUUGAAGCGCGUGAAGGUGUAG
This is a messenger RNA of Talaromyces rugulosus, 918 nucleotides long. RefSeq lists its product as uncharacterized. Gene Ontology annotation, molecular function: N-acetylglucosaminylphosphatidylinositol deacetylase activity. The coding region runs from base 1 to 918 and encodes 305 amino acids. NCBI's taxonomy places the organism in Eukaryota, Fungi, Ascomycota, Eurotiomycetes, Eurotiales, Trichocomaceae. Gene Ontology annotation, cellular component: endoplasmic reticulum. Gene Ontology annotation, biological process: GPI anchor biosynthetic process. The transcript has 2 exons. The record is from RefSeq and is a predicted model, not a curated record.